AUAUAUAUACGUAUACAUUGGCGUUGAUACACAUUUCAUGUAUUAACACGAUUAUAUCAAUACUAAUUAUUAAUUCAUAUAUCAGGAUAAUUUUAAAAAAUUCUAAUUCAAAAGGAUUGCUAUAUUAUUGGCUAUUACCGGUGCAAUUUUAGUGGAAUUUUUGUGAUUUUAAGUAAAAAAAAAAAACACAUCAACAAUGGCUGGAGAACAGCAACAAUUUUUCCUCAAGUGGAAUGAUUUCCAAUCUAAUAUGGUAUCUUCGUUCAAGCAUCUGCGAGAUGAAAAAAGUUUUACAGAUGUAACAUUAGCAUGUGAUGGACAAACUUGUAGAGCGCAUAAAAUGGUACUUUCGGCAUGUAGUCCUUACUUCAAAUCUUUACUUGAGGAAAAUCCGUCCAAGCAUCCAAUAAUUAUAUUAAAAGACGUAGCUUACAACCACUUACAAGCUAUUCUUGAAUUUAUGUAUGCUGGAGAGGUAAAUGUUUCCCAAGAUCAAUUACCAGCAUUUUUAAAAACAGCAGAUCGACUCAAAGUCAAAGGACUAGCCGAAGCGCCUGGUGCCAUUAAAAGAGAGGGCUAAAACUUUGCCGAUAUUUAGUUAUGAUGUUAUUGGAAGCGUGCGGAGUGAAAAAGUGUAAUGAAUGCGUAUACAAACGAAGUGACUGGAUAAAUAAACUGGAGCGCAAAAACAUACAUAAACACAAUACAUAAACGUUAAUAAUAUCACCUUUGAUUCAAAUAACCAAUAAAAACUAAAAAUAUAACAAUACCUAUAACAUAAACAUACUUUUUUUUUAUUGUUUUCAUUUAUUCCAUUUAAGGUAAAACCAGAAAUCAUUGUUAGAAUAUUUCAUUAAAUUUGUUAACGACUGACAAGACUAAAAAAUGGUAUUGAAUUAAAGGUGAAAAAUCAACACUACACCAAUUAUAUUUUUUAUUAAGGAAAGUGCUAAAAAAUUGAUAAAUUCAAUAUUAAAUAAGCAGGUCAUCAUAGAUUUAUAUAAAAUGCUGACUGUGGACAUUUGUGAAUCAGUACAAAAAAUCAUUUAUCUAUUAAUAAUUAAUUAUUAUAACUCAAAUUUAAAUUAAUAAUAAUAACGAACCCUAAAGCCUGACAAAUAUUUUAUUUGUUUACUUAAUUAAUUUUUUAAAAGCAUUGUGUAUAUUCUAAAAGCUUUCUAUUUGUUUAUUAAUUAAUAUAAAUAUAUAAAAUAAUCAUUUAAUAAUAAUAAUAAUUAAUAUUGUAGAUUUACAAAAGUCCCGGCCAUCAGAUCAAGGGGUUUUUAAUCAACUUUGCUAGAAGUUUUAUUUUUAUUUUUCUUCUCAAUUUUUUUUCACUACUUAAUUUCUUUCAAAUAGUUUAAAAUUUUAUUUCAUUGCAUUGAUCUAAAAUAUAUAUAUAUAUAUAUUAUAGAUUACGUUAUUUUUUUAUUGAAAAAAUAAAAAUCGAACUUCUUGUAAUGGUGAUUUACCUUAACCAAAUACUGCCAGGACUGUACCGGCGUAUUUACAUUAUUACCGAUAGACCAAAUUUAUUUAUGAUAAUAAUAUAUUGAAGGUUGUUUAUCCUAUGCCGUGAAAAGUUUUAUGUAACAUUAACUGAGGAACAAAAAAAUUUUUUAAUGCCAGACUGCACAGUUCUUUUAAUCAUAUUUAGAGUACGAAUUCGUCAGUAGACGAACAAAAAAUUAAAAAAAAAAUUAUUCAAAUUAAAUGUAGUUGAAAAAAUGAGAAAAAAUAUAUUCUGAGCUCAUUUUGAAGUAUUUCAUCGCAUAAACAAACACCGUAAUUUUAAUAUUCAUUAUUUAUUAUAUUAUCACAGGGUGCAACUUAUUGGAAUUUUAUAGAUUUUUUUACGCAAAUUAUCAUUUUUUCAAGUUGAAAUAAAUAUUAGAAUCUUCUUCCAUAUUAUAUUCUUCACCUGUCUGAAGUUUAUUUUUCGAUAUAAAAAUCAGAGAUCAUUUCACUGUGAUGAUCGAAAUACUAUUUAUUUUAAGUAAUCUCGCAGUUUAAUACUUCAUCACACACAUUACAUCUAUUGUUUAGUAGUAUAUAUUUUUUAAUUGACUAAUUACAAUUGUGCAUGAGAGUUUUAUUUAAAUAGCCAUGGUCAGUCUAGGUGUUCAUUUUUUUACAAUGUAAUUUACUGUACUUUUUUAUUAGAUAUCUGUUACUUUAAUUAAUGAAUAUACUAAUAAAUAAUAAAAUAGAAUGUAUUAACACAAGGAUGCGAACACUAAAAACGAUCACAACUAAAUUUCAUUUAGUCUUUUUCCAACUGUCCGAAUUUUUAUAGUUUGUGAGACAGUAUUUUCUUAUUAAAAUAAGAUAAGACGUGUAAGUAAAAUUAUAGUAAUAUGAAAUGAUCUCUGAUAAUUCAAAAGUUGUUAAAACUAUAUCGACUCUUCUUUAUGCUUCGUUUAAUUAAAAAAAUACACACUGAAAGUGACAAAAAUUCAAUGAAUAUAAGUAUGAGAGCGCUAUAAUAUUAAAAUUUUAAAUAAAAAAAAAAUGAUAAAAUUUAUAGUCAUUCGAUGUUCUUCCUUUGUUAGUGUCAUUAAUUUUCUUUCCGUGAAUAAGAUAGGAAUAUUUUUCCUGUAAAUGAGUCUUUAUUCACUUCACAUUAAUUAGAAGUUACUUUUCUCUACAAAUAUUAUGACUCAAUGAUGAUAAUAUGAAGAUGUUGACUUAUAAAAUAAAUUGUGUAAAUAAAAAAAGGAA
Messenger RNA from Cotesia glomerata, 2721 nucleotides. RefSeq names its product longitudinals lacking protein-like (gene lolal). The record is from RefSeq and is a predicted model, not a curated record. The transcript has 4 exons. Lineage: Eukaryota; Metazoa; Arthropoda; Insecta; Hymenoptera; Braconidae. Gene Ontology annotation, biological process: regulation of transcription by RNA polymerase II. Gene Ontology annotation, molecular function: protein binding. The coding region runs from base 197 to 580 and encodes 127 amino acids. Gene Ontology annotation, cellular component: nucleus.